CAUGGAUCAGGUAAUGCAAUUCGUGGAGCCCAGCCGCCAGUUUGUGAAAGACUCCAUACGACUUGUUAAAAGGUGCACCAAGCCUGACAGGAAAGAGUUCCAGAAGAUUGCCAUGGCAACAGCAAUAGGCUUUGCGAUAAUGGGAUUUAUUGGUUUCUUUGUCAAAUUGAUUCACAUCCCAAUCAACAAUAUCAUUGUAGGUGGCUGAAUAUUCAUCAUGAAGAACAAGCCGUUGUGACACUUGCUGCAAAGAUUUCACAGCUUUAACUUGUUUGCUAUUAAACAGGCUCAGUUUGGGUUUUCAAAUGUUCUUGUCAUCUUCUUCUUUUAAAGUGUAUGUGAUCCUACCUGUCUGUAUUACAGGCUUGGGUUUUUUUAGUAGUA
Messenger RNA from Apaloderma vittatum (bar-tailed trogon), 384 nucleotides. RefSeq names its product Sec61 gamma subunit (gene SEC61G). Gene Ontology annotation, molecular function: transmembrane protein transporter activity. Gene Ontology annotation, biological process: protein targeting; post-translational protein targeting to membrane, translocation. The transcript has 3 exons. NCBI's taxonomy places the organism in Eukaryota, Metazoa, Chordata, Aves, Trogoniformes, Trogonidae. The record is from RefSeq and is a predicted model, not a curated record. Bases 2 to 208 code for a protein of 68 amino acids. Gene Ontology annotation, cellular component: Ssh1 translocon complex; membrane.